This is a messenger RNA of Fundulus heteroclitus (mummichog), 1315 nucleotides long. Its product is annotated as odorant receptor 131-2-like. The transcript has a single exon. The record is from RefSeq and is a predicted model, not a curated record. Gene Ontology annotation, molecular function: G protein-coupled receptor activity. Gene Ontology annotation, cellular component: membrane. Gene Ontology annotation, biological process: G protein-coupled receptor signaling pathway. NCBI's taxonomy places the organism in Eukaryota, Metazoa, Chordata, Actinopteri, Cyprinodontiformes, Fundulidae. The coding region runs from base 231 to 1160 and encodes 309 amino acids.
GCCACAUUAGAAUUGAUAGUGUUGUAACAAGAAGGAUCUUGUAUCCAUGAACUCUGAUAUAACAUCCCAUAGAUUUGUUUUCUGUGCUGAUCAGUACAUUUCAUGCUUUAAGGUUAAUAUGACAAGUUGUUUGGGUAACUAACAAAAUAUUGAAAAAAUAUUUGAUUCGGGUGUCUGGUAACCUGCAAGUUUUUUUUUUUUUUUUUUUUGUAUUUCACUGCAAACUUUCAAUGACUAACAACGGCUCUUUGGAUGGCGGCAAAUCCUUUAGUCGACCGAUAAAUGAUAGAGUAAUUUUUGUUCAAGUCUUGGUAGCAGUUCUUCUUUCUAUUAACUUUGUGCUGAUUGCAACCUUUUUUAUGAAGGACACCUUCUACACAAACAUGCGCUAUAUUUUGUUUGCCAACGCAUUAUUUUCUGAUUGCAUAAAUUUAAUAAUCACAGAUCUGUUGCUGAUCUUCAUCUAUUUUUCUGUUCCUUUACAAACUUGGUCAUGCCUCAUCUUUUUCAUUGUGUCAUCUCUGUAUAACUAUGUCACUCCGCUGACUCUGACGGCAAUGAGCCUGGAGCGCUAUGCGGCUAUUUGCAUGCCACUACAUCACGGGGAGCUGUGCACAAUGAGCAGGGCCCUGCAGGGAAUCCUCACUAUUCACAGCAUCGGCUUUAUUCCCUGCCUUGUGACUCUUAUUGUAUUUUUUUCUUCGACCACCUUUAUAUUUCUUAAGCAAUACCGAAUCUGCUCUGUGGAGGUGUUCAUGUUGUACAGAUGGCAAGAUCAUUUAAGGUCUGCAAUAAGUCAGUUUUAUUUCUUGAUCAUGUGCAUUAUCAUUGCUUUCUCCUAUGUUAAAAUAAUGAAAGUGGCCAAAGCUGCAUCGGGAGAGAACAAAGAGUCAACACAAAAAGGACUCCGAACGGUGAUCCUUCAUGCUUUUCAGCUGUUGCUUUGUCUUAUCCAGUUGUGGACCCCAUUCAUUGAAGCUGCUGUGCUUCAAAUUGAACUAAAUUUAUACUUGAAUGUCAGAUACUUUAAUUACAUUUGUUUUAAUCUUGCUCCACGAAGCCUGAGUCCUCUUAUCUAUGGCCUUAGGGAUGAAGCAUUUGUACUUGCGCUGAAACGAUUUGUGUUAUGUUGUCCCUUCAUAAAGAAGUUAAAACUUUGAUAUACAUACAAAAUAAUUCAAUUUGUUGAACCUACAUUUCUUCUAUGUAUUUAAUGUAAUCCAUGAUACAUAAAUAUUCAAAUAUUUUAACAGAUCUGUGAGAAGAGCUGAUGUUAAAGGAGGCCUUUUGGUACUUUAAGUUGGAACAACUUGUA